GGGGACCUGCCUGGCGGAGCGACCUGCGCCCUGAGACUGACUGAUUGACUCGGGGGAGGGAGCGCGGUCCGGACGCCCGCGGAGCCGCAGACCAGGACGAAGAUGAGUCUUAAGUCUGAACGCCGAGGAAUUCAUGUGGAUCAGUCGGAACUCCUAUGCAAGAAAGGAUGUGGUUACUAUGGCAAUCCUGCUUGGCAGGGUUUCUGCUCCAAGUGCUGGAGGGAGGAAUACCACAAGGCCAGGCAGAAGCAGAUUCAGGAGGAUUGGGAACUGGCAGAGAGACUUCAACGCGAGGAGGAGGAAGCCUUUGCCAGCAGUCAGAGUAGCCAAGGAGCUCAGUCCCUCACAUUUUCAAAGUUUGAAGAAAAGAAAACCAAUGAGAAGACCCGCAAAGUUACCACAGUGAAGAAAUUCUUCAGUGCUUCCUCCAGGGUUGGAUCAAAGAAGGAAAUUCAAGAAGCAAAAGCUCCCAGCCCUUCUAUAAACCGGCAAACCAGCAUUGAAACGGAUAGAGUGUCCAAAGAGUUCAUAGAAUUCCUCAAGACCCUUCAAAAGACUGGCCAAGAAAUCUAUAAACACACCAAGCUGUUUUUAGACACAAUGCAUUACAAAAGGGAAUUAAGUAUUGAGGAACAGUCAGAAUGCACUCAGGAUUUUUAUCAGAAUGUGGCUGAAAGAAUGCAGACUCGUGGAAAAGUGCCUCCAGAAAAAGUUGAGAAGAUAAUGGAUCAGAUUGAAAAGUACAUCAUGACUCGCCUCUAUAAAUACGUGUUUUGCCCAGAAACUACUGAUGAUGAGAAAAAAGAUCUUGCUAUUCAAAAGAGAAUCAGAGCCCUACACUGGGUUACACCUCAGAUGCUUUGUGUCCCUGUUAAUGAAGAAAUUGCAGAAGUAUCUGACAUGGUAGUUAAAGCAAUUACAGAUAUUAUUGAAAUGGAUUCAAAACGUGUGCCUAGGGAUAAGUUGGCCUGCAUCACCAAAUGCAGCAAGCACAUCUUCAAUGCCAUCAAGAUCACCAAGAAUGAGCCAGCGUCAGCUGAUGACUUCUUACCCACUCUUAUCUACAUUGUUUUGAAGGGCAACCCCCCACGCCUUCAGUCCAAUAUUCAGUAUAUCACUCGCUUCUGCAACCCAAGCCGAUUGAUGACUGGAGAAGAUGGCUACUAUUUCACUAAUCUGUGUUGUGCCGUGGCUUUCAUUGAGAAAUUAGAUGCUCAGUCUUUGAAUUUAAGUCAGGAAGAUUUUGAUCGAUACAUGUCUGGCCAGACUUCUCCAAAGAAGCAGGAAUCUGAGAAUUGGCCUGCAGAUGCUUGCAUAGGUGUCAAACAAAUGUAUAAGAACUUGGAUCUUCUGUCUCAGUUGAAUGAGCGACAGGAAAGGAUCUUGAGUGAAGCCAAGAAACUCGAAAAAGACCUAAUAGAUUGGACAGAUGGAAUAGCAAAAGAAGUUCAAAACAUUGUUGAGAAAUAUCCACUUGAAAUUAAGCCUCCAAAUCAAUCUUUAGCAGCAAUUGACUCUGAAAAUGUUGAAAAUGAUAAACUUCCUCCACCACUUCAACCUCAAGUUUAUGCAGGAUGAUAAAAAUGUUCAUAGUGUUUAUUUGAGCCUAAAUUGUAGUUGGCUCUUUCUAUAGUUCAGUGAUUGGGAUCUAGACUAUAACUUAAUUACUCCAAACAAUUUUAAAGGUACAUUUUAUGGUGGUUGUUUUGCUUUGUUUUUCAAGGCAAGGGAAGCUUGGUAAAUAAUAAAAUGCUAUUUAUUUGAGUUACUAAAAUAGAUUCAUUUAAAGAUUAUAUGAAAAUUUUGUCUAACCUAUUUCUCCAUGACUUUCCAGUAUGUUUUCUCUGUUGCAUUCUCUGUGGUUUGGAUUUGGUUGAAUACUUGCCUUUUAAAGGAUAAAACAAAAUACUAGAAACUAUAUGUUAAAAGAAAAUCAAUGGUACCUCUAUUCUACAGUUUGAAAUAAUUUUAUAAUUGUAAAGUAAAAGAUAUAUUGAUAAGUAAAUAUGUAAAAUUGUAAAUAUAUUUUAAAAAGAUGGUGUCUGCUGUGCAUGGCAUUUCAUAUGUUAAUUUUUUUAAUUUAAAAAUGAAGCAUAUUGCCUCUUAACACAGUUUAAUUUGGUUUAUCCCAUUUUAAAUGGAUCUAGGAAGGUUGACUUCUAUGAUGUUAAUCCUAACUUUAAGGUCCUAUGACACCACUGGGAUUCAGGAUAAUUUUUAGAUCACAUACAGUUGAAGACUUUGAACCAUGCUUCUUGAUCCCCCUUCCUUUCUGCAUUAGAAAAUAUUUACUAAGCCUAGUGAUGUAAGGAGUUGACCUAGGAAUGAACACACACCCACACUCAAUUCUAAAAAUUUAUUCCACAUAUCUCCAAAUAUCUCCUGGGGCAGUUUUGC
Molecule: messenger RNA, 2397 nt
Organism: Suncus etruscus (white-toothed pygmy shrew)
Lineage: Eukaryota; Metazoa; Chordata; Mammalia; Eulipotyphla; Soricidae
Gene: RABGEF1
Product: RAB guanine nucleotide exchange factor 1
Exons: 9
Coding region: 103-1578 (491 amino acids)
Biological process (GO): vesicle-mediated transport
Cellular component (GO): endocytic vesicle; cytosol
Molecular function (GO): DNA binding; guanyl-nucleotide exchange factor activity; small GTPase binding
Source: RefSeq, a predicted model, not a curated record